This is a messenger RNA of Lytechinus variegatus (green sea urchin), 1426 nucleotides long. RefSeq names its product probable 39S ribosomal protein L24, mitochondrial. Bases 97 to 765 code for a protein of 222 amino acids. Gene Ontology annotation, biological process: translation. Gene Ontology annotation, molecular function: RNA binding; structural constituent of ribosome. The record is from RefSeq and is a predicted model, not a curated record. Lineage: Eukaryota; Metazoa; Echinodermata; Echinoidea; Temnopleuroida; Toxopneustidae. The transcript is spliced from 6 exons. Gene Ontology annotation, cellular component: ribosome; mitochondrion.
UAUUUGCGUUAUUCUCUGGAGGGUAUGCCGUAAGUGGUCGAUAAGUUUAGUUGAUUGAACGUACGUGACGAGAGAUUCUAAACGCAUCAAAUUACCAUGGUGCGCCUGACAGACCUGUUACUCAUGGCAAGGAAGCAGAUCCCUGCCUGGAAGAAGGUCAAUCGACACUACCGCUAUACCAUGUCAAGGCCCUGGACCAUCCAGGCCCAGAUACAGAACCUUCCCGGGAGGGACCGUCCCAAGGUCCAGGUGGAACCAAUCAAGGAAUGGAAGAUCUUUAGAGGUGACUUGGUUCAAGUCUUGAAGGGGAGAGAUACAAGCAAACUUGGACUCGUCCUAGAUAUUGUUAAGCAGAGAAACUGGGUCAUCGUUGAAGGUUUGAAUUGUCAUUACAGGAGGAUAGGGAGAAUGCCAGGAUACUCUGGGACAAUGAUCAAAAGUGAAGGACCCUUAGAUGUCAGGGAAGUUGCACUUGUGGACCCUUCAGACAACAAACCAACGGACAUUGAUUUCCGGUACACGGAAGCAGGAGAGAAGGUACGGGUUUCCAGGAGGACAGGGAGAAUCAUCCCCAUACCAAUAGUAGACUCUGAUUCCAGAGAUUACAAGAGCAAGGAAAGCUAUGUCGAGCAACCAAAAGACUCUGUUGCAGAGGACGUGUGUAAAAGAACAUUCGAACCCUCGUUGAAGACGGUCGAAGAGGAGCUCAUGGAAGCAUAUGAUAUCAAAGAAACAAGGAAACGUGGCAAGACUUACUGGUAUUGAGGACAUUGUAGUGCCAUAGAUGAGAGGACUCCACGCUGAGAUAGACAAUGCCAAUAAAGACUUUCCAGUGUAGCUUUCAUGGAGGGACUUGACUUCUAUGCAGUGUUAACGCAGCAAUAGGUGUUGUGUUCUCACCCAGGGGCGGAUCAAGUGUAUUAUCCAAUAGAUGCUAUGCAUUUGCUAUCUUCUGCUGUGUUACUCGGCCCCGUUUGACAUUCAGUUUCUACUAUAAAGAGAUCUUAGGAUGGUGAUACUGAUGGUUUUUUGUCGAGUACAGAAGAAGGAUAAAGUGACUACAGAGAAUGAAGCUGACAAGAUUUCUGGUUACAUUUUGUUUGAUGAAAUUCCACACUUCACAGAGUACUUUUUGUUUGUGUCAAAAAUGAACAGGCUAUGUUGAGGAGGCACAUUUUAUAUUAAUUUAAUCAAUGAUAUGAGGAUAUCAAAAAAAAUUAAUCCUGUAUUUGAUAAAAUAAGAUAUUUAUAUUUCUGCAGAACUUGAAGUUACCAAUUAACUUUGUCUCAAAAUUGCCCAGUUAUGUAUUACCACUCUGAUUAAUACUAUGUAAUAAAUAAAAGUAUCUUAUAAAUAUAAAUUUUCUUGUGUUAUUUCCAAAUUUAUUGUUUUCCAGUAUUGUAUAUUCGCAUUUUGAUUUAAAAA